GAGAGCGACCGGGGCACGCGAGCGCACGAGCUGCUGCGAACCAUCUCGGCGGCCGCAGUCGACGCGGCCGGCGCCUCGCUCUGGGUCUUCCCGGAGCUCCCGCCGGAAGGCGCGGCGCCGGAGGCCGCGGAGGAGCCCGUGGAGACCAAGGCGGGCAAGAAGGGUGCCGCCAAGAAGGCUGCCGAGCUGCCGCCCGAGGCGAAAGAGCCCAGCGCGGACGCCCUGGAGCCAGAGUGCACGCCAGACGCGGCCGGGCAGGCACUCCUCGUCUCGCACGCCUGGGGCCAGCCUUGGAACUGGGAGGG
Prorocentrum cordatum is the source of this 305-nucleotide messenger RNA. The record is from the annotation of a GenBank genome assembly. Lineage: Eukaryota; Dinophyceae; Prorocentrales; Prorocentraceae.